Messenger RNA from Zymoseptoria tritici IPO323, 672 nucleotides. RefSeq lists its product as uncharacterized. Gene Ontology annotation, cellular component: intracellular anatomical structure. The transcript is spliced from 4 exons. Lineage: Eukaryota; Fungi; Ascomycota; Dothideomycetes; Mycosphaerellales; Mycosphaerellaceae. Bases 1 to 672 code for a protein of 223 amino acids. The record is from RefSeq and is a predicted model, not a curated record.
AUGUCUCCUCACUCCACGGUGGUACCCAAUGAGGCAACUCUAGUCCCACAUUUCAAAGCAAAAGAAGCAAAAGAGGACUCUUCAACCAUCCAAUCCCUGAUCCAAACCCUCUCCAUGCUCCCUCACCCGGAAGGCGGCUUCUUCGUCGAGACCGACCGCGACUCUCGCCGCGUGCCAAAUCCCUUGGCGACGCAGGCAGCGAACAACGAUCCCUCGCUCUUCUCCACUUCAGGUGAAACCUCUUCAACUCGCAGCGCCAGCACAACGAUCCACUACCUCCUCACCCCGUCCUCACCCCUCGGCCACUUCCACCGCAAUCGCGCGAGGACCGUCCACACCCUGCAUAAAGGCCGAGGACGAUACGUGAUUAUCCACGCGGACGAGGAUGGCAGGUGGAACGGCAAGGCGAGGGUGGAGAGCUUUAUCGUUGGGCAAAAUGUCCAAGCUGGCGAACGCCUUCAGUGGAUCGUCGACGGUGGAAAGUACAAGUGCUCAUUCCUGCUCCCUGACAAAGAGGGAGGAGAGGACAGUGAAGAAGGCCUAUUGAUCAGCGAGACGGUCGUCCCGGGUUUUGAAUUCUGCGAUCAUGAUUUCCUAACGCGGGAGAGAAUGGAGGCUUUGGUAAGUGAGGAGCAGAGGGAGGAGAUGGGCUGGAUGUUGAGGAAAGGAUGA